UCCACUGUGGAUGGGCCUCCUCUUUUAUCCUCCCUUCGCUGUCGGGGAAAUUAUGGAAAGAAAAUAGGAAAAAAGAAACCUAAAAGAAGCCCCAAAUCUACGGGCACCAACUAGAAUUCGUUCGAUUCCACUGUCGGAACGCGUGGAAUCUUUUGGAUUUCUCGCCCCAUCCGAUGCGGAUUCUCACCUCGAUCGUGAUCUGAGGGCUUUCGAUCCCUCGAAGAGAGACAUACAUUAUACUAAGAAGGACAUGUCUCACUACGGAGAGGACGACAUUGACGGAAUGGCUGAUGAGUACGAAAUGGCUGAUAUGGAUGAUGACAUGGAUGAAGAAUAUCAUAGAAGAGGAAUGGGAUAUUCAGAUUCUGAUAAUGAAGAAUAUGACCAGUCGAAUGGUAAGGUGACAGAUACUUCAUCUGCACAAGCAAGGAAAGGAGAGGAUAUCCAAGGAAUACCUUGGAAUAGGCUAAGCAUAACAAGGGAAAGGUACAGACAAACUAGGUUGGAACAAUAUAAGAAUUAUGAGAACAUUCCCAAUUCUGGGGAAGCAUCAGAAAAGGAUUGUAAACCAACCAAGAAAGGAGGAUUGUAUUAUGAGUUUUGGCGCAAUACGAGAUCUGUGAAAUCAACUAUUCUUCAUUUUCAGCUUAGGAACUUGGUCUGGGCUACAUCAAAACAUAAUGUCUACCUUAUGUCACACUUUUCAGUCAUUCAUUGGUCAUCAUUAAGUUGUGAGAAGUCUGAGGUUCUAAAUGUUUCAGGGCAUGUGGCACCAUGUGAGAAACACCCAGGGAAUUUAUUGGAAGGAUUUUCUCAGACUCAAGUUAGUACAUUAGCAGUAAAGGAUGGGUUACUUGUAGCUGGUGGAUUUCAGGGGGAACUUAUUUGUAAGUAUUUGGAUCGACCUGGAGUGAGCUUUUGCUCACGGACAACUUAUGAUGACAAUGCAAUCACGAAUGCCGUGGAGAUAUAUGACAGUUCCAGUGGUGCUGUCCACUUUAUGGCUUCAAACAAUGACUGUGGAGUCAGAGAUUUUGACAUGGAGAAGUUUCAGCUUUCCAAGCAUUUCCAUUUCGAUUGGCCAGUGAAUCAUACAGCACUCAGUCCUGAUAGAAAGCUUCUUGUCAUUGUGGGAGACGACCCUCAAGGAUUGGUGGUGGAUGCUCAUACUGGAAAGACUAUCCAGGUUUUGCAUGGACACUUGGACUACUCGUUUGCCUCAGCAUGGAACCCUGAUGGUCGAACAUUCGCCACUGGCAACCAGGAUAAGACUUGCCGGAUUUGGGAUGUCCGAAACCUCUCCAAAUCAGUUACUGUCCUGAGAGGAAAUCUUGGAGCCAUAAGAUCAAUCCGCUUCACCUCAGAUGGUAGAUUCAUGGCAAUGGCUGAGCCUGCGGACUUUGUUCACAUUUUUGAUGUGGGGAGUGGGUACAACAAGCAACAGGAAUUGGAUUUCUUUGGUGAGAUAUCAGGCAUGUCAUUUAGCCCCGACACGGAGGCGCUCUUUGUUGGUGUGUGGGAUCGCACCUAUGGCAGCCUCCUUCAGUACAAUCGCCGCCGAGUUUACUCAUACCUUGACUCCCUACUUUGAGGUUUUAGCUCAAUAAAAAUGGACUCAGGGUGGGGUGUAUAGAGAUGGGCUGUACAGUUGCCUGAAACAGUGCACUGGUGAGGUUUGAGUUACUCGUGGGGAGCUCUCAGUGUGCAGAGGACUGUUGAGUUCUUGCCAGACGACUAGCCUGGUAUUCAUGUAACCUUGGUUCUAUGGUAAUCUUCUGUUGUCCAACUGUUUGACUAAAAGCUCUAGUCUGUUACCUGUCUUUUGUUUGUUGUUGAUUCUUCUCAGUGCUUAGCCUUGGUGGAUAAGGUAUUGUGAUGUUUUUGAUCCUCACUAAGCUGAACGCACUGGAAGAUUUUGCAUUCCAUGCCACAUGGCUGGACCUGUCCAACUCGUUAGCUGAUUUCUUAUGUCGUUAGCAAUGAAGUAGCAUUCAAGACAUGCAAAUUUAACAGACAUGUAUCAUUAGUCUUAUUUCAAGAAGAGUUUGUUCUUAGUUGAUGUAUCUUUUACAUUACUUUCGCUGGGACUCGAUAUAAAAAGUGAAGGGUAUCAAGAGGGGUGUAUCAAAUAAGAGGUGUAAA
Molecule: messenger RNA, 2142 nt
Organism: Elaeis guineensis (African oil palm)
Lineage: Eukaryota; Viridiplantae; Streptophyta; Magnoliopsida; Arecales; Arecaceae
Molecular function (GO): protein binding
Source: RefSeq, a predicted model, not a curated record